Messenger RNA from Eriocheir sinensis (Chinese mitten crab), 667 nucleotides. Its product is annotated as cuticle protein AMP1A-like. Gene Ontology annotation, molecular function: structural constituent of chitin-based larval cuticle. NCBI's taxonomy places the organism in Eukaryota, Metazoa, Arthropoda, Malacostraca, Decapoda, Varunidae. The transcript has 3 exons. The coding region runs from base 39 to 479 and encodes 146 amino acids. Gene Ontology annotation, cellular component: chitin-based extracellular matrix. The record is from RefSeq and is a predicted model, not a curated record.
UGCUGGAGGAGGACAUCAGUACAUCUGCUGCAGCCAACAUGAAGUUUGUGAUCCUCGCCGCCGUGGCCGCCGUGGCCCUCGCCGCCCCCGACAGGACCUACGGCCCGCCAAGUAGGACCUACGACGCCUCGGGCUCCCAAGAAUCCGCGGAGAUCCUCAAGCACGACUUCGUCCUCGAGGACGACGGCAGGUACAACCUGGAGGUGGAGACCAGCAACGGCAUCUCCGUGGCCCAGCACGGCAGCCCCGACGGCCCCGAGGGCGCCGUGGUCAAGAGCGGAUCAUACUCCUACACCGCCCCUGACGGCACUCCCGUCCGCGUCAAGUUCGUCGCCAAUGAGAACGGCUACCAGCCCGAGUCUGACCUGCUGCCCGUGGCCCCCGAGUUCCCCCACCCUAUCCCCCAGUUCGUGCUGGACCAGAUCGCCAAGGCCGCCGAGGAGGACAGGAGGUCCAGCAGUCAGAGGGGCUACGACUAAACCAAUCCUUAAUAACACCACUUGAAGACUCUACUGUCAAGGAAGACGACAACACCAUGUCCUGAACACUGGCCGGGGACGCGUUCGUGUUCGCUGACUGGACGGAGUGGUCCAGGACGCAGCGAGUGAAUGAUUGUGAUGCUUGUUUAUUUAUUAGUGUGACAGAGAAAUAAAGCUAAGCAGUAUAA